UUCUACCUGGUCACCACCCACAUCCUAAACCGCAAACCGAGGCCCCCAGUUCGAUUCACAGCAGAACACCUCACACAAUCCUCUCCCACACAUGUCCCGAUGAUGUCCCAGCUAAGUAGCUGGUCUCGUGCGGGAAGUACAGCUUCCCUACUCAUUGACGAAUGCCUGACCUGCCUAGAUGCAGGUGAAUGUGCCCUUGUGCCAAUUAUCCGGCGGACAAUCCAAAGCCACUGGACGGGAAAAGUAUCCCGCUUCGCCCUCGUGGACAAAGUAUUGGAGGACGUCUACGACCAUAGGUUGAAGUUUAUUUACUCACCUUAUCAGGAGAGGAAAUGCAUAGAUGGGAUACUUAAUGAGAUGAUAGACGCACAUACGUCGCCGCCGUCUGUCAUCGCAGCCGCUCCCGGCGCACCGCCGCCAUCCGUUCCUGCCGGCAUCUCCCAGGAGAUAGCUGGCAACCUUGGAUGGAAGUUCUUUGAGCAUUUCCUGGGGGCAAUGUCCAAAUACCGUCUCAUUGAUGGAUCGCAGCCAUACAAGGACUGGAUCCCGCAACAGGGUCCUUCAGGCAGGUCGCCGAUGAUACCAACGUUGUGGUGAGCACGGUACUGCACCCCGGCCAUUGCUAAUGACGAUUGGGUACAUGGACUUGAUGCUCGAUGAUCAAAUGCCUGGCCGCAAUGACACUUGUAGCUCGGUGUAGUCGCAUACACCAAUCACACGAUCGUCCUGGUUCAGUAUCAGGCAGCAAAGAACCGCUCGAGUUUGACUGAUAUCGAAGGUUGCCUUGACAAGCUGGCCCUUAACACGGUACUCGAAGGGACUACUAGUAUGGCCACUCGAUCCUUCAUGUCGUUGCCGCCUGGUAGUCUUAGGUCUAUGCUGUAGGACCGACGCAGAUCUAAUUGACCUCAAUGCUAACUGUCCG
Molecule: messenger RNA, 925 nt
Organism: Canariomyces notabilis
Lineage: Eukaryota; Fungi; Ascomycota; Sordariomycetes; Sordariales; Chaetomiaceae
Exons: 1
Coding region: 100-597 (165 amino acids)
Source: RefSeq, a predicted model, not a curated record